Staurois parvus is the source of this 611-nucleotide messenger RNA. NCBI's taxonomy places the organism in Eukaryota, Metazoa, Chordata, Amphibia, Anura, Ranidae. The record is from the annotation of a GenBank genome assembly.
UCCCCUCCAUAUCAUGUGAUUCAGGUGUUCCAAUCCCCUCCAUAUCAUGUGAUUCAGGUGUUCCAAUCCCCUCCAUAUCAUGUGAUUCAGGUGUUCCAAUCCCCUCCAUAUCAUGUGAUUCAGGUGUUCCAAUCCCCUCCAUAUCAUGUGAUUCAGGUGUUCCAAUCCCCUCCAUAUCAUGUGAUUCAGGUGUUCCAAUCCCCUCCAUAUCAUGUGAUUCAGGUGUUCCAAUCCCCUCCAUAUCAUGUGAUUCAGGUGUUCCAAUCCCCUCCAUAUCAUGUGAUUCAGGUGUUCCAAUCCCCUCCCAUAUCAUGUGAUUCAGGUGUUCCAAUCCCCUCCAUAUCAUGUGAUUCAGGUGUUCCAAUCCCCUCCAUAUCAUGUGAUUCAGGUGUUCCAAUCCCCUCCAUAUCAUUGUGAUUCAGGUGUUCCAAUCCCCUCCAAUCAUGUGAUUCAGGUGUUCCAAUCCCCUCCAUAUCAUGUGAUUCAGGUGUUCCAAUCCCCUCCAUAUCAUGUGAUUCAGGUGUUCCAAUCCCCUCCAUAUCAUGUGAUUCAGGGUGUUCCAAUCCCCUCCAUAUCAUGUGAUUCAGGUGUUCCAAUCCCCUCCAUAUCAU